AUGACAAAUAAGGUUGACAGUGUAGCUGAUAAAGGGGUAUGGAUCCUAGGUUAUGGUUCCCUGAUAUACAAACCUCCUCCAUAUUUCAAACACAGACUGCCCGUUACAAUCAAAGGAUUUGUUCGUAGAUUCUGGCAGUCCUCGGUGGAUCAUAGGGGUACUCAUGAGAAACCAGGUAGAGUUGCAACGUUGAUCAAUUAUGAUGAGAUUAAACUAGAUAAGGUGUUAUUGGAUGAUUUUGAAAAAUAUAAUACUCAUGAUAACCUGGAUACAUUAGCAGUCGUUUACUAUAUCCCAGAAGAACAUGUGAGUAAAGUGACACAGUAUUUAGAUGUCAGAGAACAAAAUGGUUAUCAACGAUACAAUUUAAAUGUUGAGUUAGAAAUUACAGAUGAUUAUAUUAUGGAAACAUAUGUAGACGAUGAGGAAACAUUGCAAAGUUUGCUAGGCUUAUAUAAUGGGUUAAAAUACAAUGAAAUAGGGGAUAAAAAGUUGAUUGAAACGUCGGUAUACAUUGGAACCUUGGAUAAUUUCGCUUUUGUAGGGCCAGAGAUUAUCAAGGACACUGCAAAAAUUAUUGCCCAUUCAGUGGGUCCAAGUGGCCCCAACUACGAGUACUUAAAACUUUUGUAUGAAUCGUUGAUCGAACUACAAACUGUGUUCAAGUUAUCCAAUGCAAAGAGUAGUAGUAGUAGCAGUGCCUCCAGUAAUAGUAACAGCACUAGUGAUAUGGCUAUUGCUGCUUUAAAAUCAAAAAUUGAUGAUAGCUUGCUAGCUGAAAAAGUAAUAGAAGAACUUGUAAUCGAAGAUUAUUUACAUUCGUUGUUAGAGGAGGUCGAACUGUUGAGAAUUAGCUAA
This is a messenger RNA of Tetrapisispora phaffii CBS 4417, 858 nucleotides long. RefSeq names its product gamma-glutamylcyclotransferase (gene GCG1). NCBI's taxonomy places the organism in Eukaryota, Fungi, Ascomycota, Saccharomycetes, Saccharomycetales, Saccharomycetaceae. Gene Ontology annotation, molecular function: gamma-glutamylcyclotransferase activity; glutathione specific gamma-glutamylcyclotransferase activity. The record is from RefSeq and is a predicted model, not a curated record. The transcript has a single exon. Gene Ontology annotation, biological process: glutathione catabolic process. Gene Ontology annotation, cellular component: cytoplasm. The coding region runs from base 1 to 858 and encodes 285 amino acids.